Pipistrellus nathusii (Nathusius's pipistrelle) is the source of this 624-nucleotide messenger RNA. The record is from the annotation of a GenBank genome assembly. NCBI's taxonomy places the organism in Eukaryota, Metazoa, Chordata, Mammalia, Chiroptera, Vespertilionidae.
AUGGGUGACAACUAUGAAGGUAUGAGCAUUGAACAACUAAAACUGGAGUUAUUGGAAGAAGUCCAUAAGAAAGACUUAGUAAAACUCUCAAUAAAUGAACUAACAUACAAGAUAGCAGAACAGAAAGCCAACUUCAUUAAAAACAAUGAAUGGAAAAUUCGUUAUGAGAUACAACUUGAAAUGAAUGAUCAUCUGAAAGAGCAAAUAGUUACUCUGAAAGAGAAACUGGGAAAACUCAGUGCAGAGCCUUCAGAUAUACAAGGUACUAUUCAGGUCUACAAGCAAUUGCCAAUGAAAUAUUUAGUGACAUUACUUAGAAAGCUACUCCAAGAGAAAAGGCGUCUUGAAAAUCAAGUGAAAUACUAUUCACGUAAAGUGGAACAAGAAUCGAGGGCUUGCAGAAAGAUAAAAAAUGAACGCCAAAAACUCCUCGAUGACCUAUUUCAGGCCUUUCGCUUAUAUGAAAUGUCUAAAAGACAACAUAUGGAUGAAUUUCAUAGAAUAAGAGAGUUUCCAAUGGAAAUUAGAAGGUACAAUACAGUUAAUCAGAAGAUAGAAAAUGCCAAGAAAGGAUCAGGAAAAAAGAGGGGAAGAUCAAACCUUCUUCCAAAAAUCAAGCCAUGA